Spirodela intermedia is the source of this 504-nucleotide messenger RNA. Lineage: Eukaryota; Viridiplantae; Streptophyta; Magnoliopsida; Alismatales; Araceae. The record is from the annotation of a GenBank genome assembly.
AUGAUUGACUCAUUCCAUACUAGAAAUAAUCACAGAAAAUCCUUUGAUAACACGGAUUCCUAUUUCUCAAUGAUCUCCCACAAUCGAGACAAUUGGCUGAAUCCCGGUGAAAUUAUUUCAUAGAAGUUCAUUGAUAUCUUCUUUUUAUAAAGCAAAUCAACUUUGAUUCUUGAAUAAUCCACAUCACUUCUGGUUCUAUUGUGACAAAGGAUUCCGCUUUUAUGUGGAAAAGACCUGUAUCAAUAAUUAUGAUCUUAUGUAUGGAAAAUUCCUGAAUAUCUUGUUCAUUCGCAAGAAAAUAUUUUCUUUGUGCGUGGGUAAAGGAAAAAAAAACAUAUUUUUUUGGAGAGAGAGGCUUUUCUGACAUAUUCAUAUCUAACGAUUUUCCAAAAAGUGGUGACGAAACGUAUAACUUGUACAAAUCUUUCCAUUUUCCAAUUUGACCCGAUCCAUUUGUUUGUACAGCUAUUUACUCGAUCGCAGACAUUUCUGCAACACCUCUAA